This is a messenger RNA of Chilo suppressalis (striped riceborer), 407 nucleotides long. The record is from the annotation of a GenBank genome assembly. NCBI's taxonomy places the organism in Eukaryota, Metazoa, Arthropoda, Insecta, Lepidoptera, Crambidae.
AUGGAUGGAAAAAGGAGAUUGGCCAUGACCCACCACACGGGCCCAUUGCGGAUUGGUGGGUGCUAACGACUGCAGAUGCAACCAGGACCAACGUGCUUAACGUGCCUUCCGAAGCACGGAGGAGCUCGAGAUAGUACGUUUUUGGUCACCCAUCCAAUGACAGGCCACUGUGAAAGUUGCUUAACUUCAACAAUCGCAGCCGUAAGCGCUCACCACUUGCUUCACCGAGCUCCUUGGAAUAAAGGUUUUAUUAGUAAAAGUAUGUUUGACUGAUCUAUAAGUUUUAUUUUACAGGCAACUCAUCACCCCAGUUACUUGAACGAGCGCACCUGUACGUAGUCUGGUCAUAUUUGCCCUUUGAAAAUAUAAUCUCUUUCAGUUCACCCUGUGCUGUACAUAAUCUGCAA